CGUUCAAGUUUAAAGAAUCAGUAUGAUAUAAAUGAUGGAAUGUUUGUAAACAAAUCUAUUGCAAAAUUCAGUUGUUAUAACUUUAUGGAUAUCUGUAACAUAUCGUUAUCACCUGAAUAAUCUAUUGCCUUAUGGUUAUCAAAUUCUGAUUUCUUUUUUCUACUAAAAUGAUGAAUAAUCCUAGGAUAUAUUUACCACUAUUUAACCUGCAUUAUAAACUCUCAAGAUUCUUUUCCUUAUCAUCUUCUAGACGAGCUCAAUUUUUUGGAAAUUCUGAAGAGGCAAUUUCUGAUAUUCCAAAUGGAUCGAAGUUGCUCUUGGGAGGAUUUGGCUUAUGUGGAAUUCCGGAAAAUCUCAUUGGCGCUCUUGUGAAAAGAGGUUUAAAUGAUUUAACUAUUGUCAGUAAUAAUGCAGGAGUUGAUAAUUUUGGCCUAGGUUUAUUACUUCAAAAGAAACAAAUAAAGAGGAUGAUUUCUUCUUAUGUUGGUGAAAAUGCUGAAUUUGAAAGACAAUAUUUAUGUGGAGAUUUGGAAUUGGAAUUUGUACCUCAGGGCACUUUAGCUGAAAGAAUAAGAGCUGGUGGUGCUGGCAUACCUGCAUUUUAUACACCUACAGCUUAUGGAACUCUGGUAGAAGAAGGUGGUGUUCCUUUGAAGUAUAAUCCUGAUGGAUCAAUAGCUUUAGCGAGUGAAUCAAAAGAAGUAAAGGAAUUCAAUGGACGUUCGUACCUACUUGAAGAAGCUAUCACAGGAGACUUUGCCUUGAUAAAAGCAUGGAAAGCUGAUAAAUUUGGAAAUUUAAUAUUUAGAAAAUCUACUCCAAAUUUUAAUAUUCCAAUGUGCAAAGCUUCAAAAGUAACUAUUGCUGAGGUUGAAGAAAUUGUAGAAAUUGGGGAAUUAAAUCCAGACCAUGUUCAUGUUCCUAGCAUUUAUGUACAAAGAGUAGUUCUCGGUGAAAAAUUUGAAAAAAGAAUAGAAAGAUUACGCUUUCAGACAAAUCAGGGUUCUGGGCUGAAAACUCCAGCUGCUAAAAUUAGAGAAAAAAUCGUAAAAAGAGCAGCAUUAGAAUUCCAAGAUGGCAUGUAUGUUAAUUUGGGAAUUGGUAUGCCUGUAUUAGCAAGUAAUUUCAUUCCUCCUAACAUUACUGUCCACCUUCAUAGUGAGAAUGGUGUCCUAGGACUGGGUCCAUAUCCAUUAGAAAAUGAACAAGAUGCUGAUUUAAUAAAUGCUGGCAAAGAAACUGUUACUGUACUUCCUGGUGCAUCAUUUUUCCCAAGUGAUGAAUCAUUUGCAAUGGUCAGAGGUGGUCAUAUUCAGCUAACUAUGUUAGGAGGAAUGCAAGUUUCAAGAUAUGGAGACUUAGCAAAUUGGAUGGUUCCUGGAAAGCUUGUUAAAGGAAUGGGAGGAGCUAUGGAUUUAGUCUCAUGUGGGAGCAGUGGUACAAAAGUAGUUGUUACUAUGGAGCACAACGCCAAAGAUGAUACGCCUAAAAUUGUAGAAUCUUGUUCUUUACCUCUUACAGGAAAAAGAUGUGUUGACAGAAUUAUAACAGAAAAAGGCGUAUUUGAUGUAGAUAAAGAAAAGGGAUUAACUCUAAUUGAAAUAGCUGAUGGAGUCAGCAUAGAAGACAUUCUAUCAUCCACAGAUUGCCAGUUUGAAAUUUCCCCAGAGCUGAAACCAAUGGGACAGAUUUAAUUUUUACUUCCAAUAAAGAAAUUCUAAUUUUUUUGUGAUUGUCAGAACACUGAUAGUGGUUUGACUUUGUUAUAUAAUGUAAAUAAAUGUUUCUACUUACUGUUGUAACAUUUUUCUAAAUUACAUCUAUUCAGAUUUGAUCCCGUUUUUAUAAAAAGCUUGUGUGCAGCUCUUUUGUUUAAUUUUUGAUAGAGUUGAAGAAUUAUUUGAAAUCUAUCUUCUUUUAUCUGUUACUGUUUUUUGCAUUGAAAUUAAAUUUUCAGUUUUUA
This is a messenger RNA of Parasteatoda tepidariorum (common house spider), 1963 nucleotides long. Lineage: Eukaryota; Metazoa; Arthropoda; Arachnida; Araneae; Theridiidae. The record is from RefSeq and is a predicted model, not a curated record.